Vicia villosa (hairy vetch) is the source of this 925-nucleotide messenger RNA. RefSeq lists its product as uncharacterized. Lineage: Eukaryota; Viridiplantae; Streptophyta; Magnoliopsida; Fabales; Fabaceae. Bases 44 to 493 code for a protein of 149 amino acids. The record is from RefSeq and is a predicted model, not a curated record. The transcript has a single exon. Gene Ontology annotation, biological process: regulation of developmental process; innate immune response.
CUUCAUUCUUCCUUCUCUCUUUGUGUUUCAAAUUUUAAGAAAGAUGAAAAGCAUUAUCCUCAAAACUGAGACAUUCUUAGUUCUCUUCAUGUUGAUGAAUGUUUUCUUGAUCUUAGAAGCUCGUCCAUUGAGUAUCAUUGACACAAAAAACUCAUAUGCUAGAAAUGAAGUCAUGGAUAUUUUUGGUUGGUUAUCACAUUCUAUUGGAGAAAUCAAGCAAGGCGUGCCGGUUGAGACACUCGGAGGGAUUAAGGAUUCGGGUCCAAGUUCGGGAGGGGUGGGACAUAAAUUCACCAAUGUAGACACACUCGGAGGUAUUAAGGAUUCAGGUCCAAGUUCAGGAGGAACGGGACAUAAAUUCACCGACAUAGACACACUCGGAGGGAUCAAGGAUUCGGGUCCGAGCUCCGGAGGGGUGGGACACAAAUUUACCAACAGGGAGACUCUUGGUGGAAUUAAGGAUUCCGGUCCAUCACCUGGCCAAGGACAUUAAUAUUAUGUUCUUCACUCAUUGAGCCUUUCACCUAUAUAGUUAGCAUUAUGCAAGUUAGUUUCCGAUUGAUUAAUACCUUCAUUUAUUUAUGUCUACAUUUUUUUUUCUUUUCAUUGGGUUGUUAAUCAGUUAAUGCUACAACAGUCCAAUUAAUGUACAACUGUUAAUGCUACUAUCAAUUCUUGUGAGGGCCAGUCCAUACAGAACAAAGUUCUGGCUUUAAACGGGGCCCCCGCUAGUGGACGGUGGGAUUGGUCCCUCUUGGAUUAGUCGGUCGCAAGGCCGGAUACCAAGAUUUCCAAAAAAAAAAAAAAAAAAGAGAAAAAAAACUAAGUUUAAGAAAGAGAGUACUUGUGGCAUCUGCUCGUAACGUCACCUACAUAGAAAUGCCAUGUGAUAGAAUUAAUUAAUAAUUAGAUUAAGACUUGUGUG